UCGAGUUUAGCCGCAACAGGUGACACACUGAAAAUGGAGUGGAAGCAUGCAACAAUUUUCGCUGUACUCAGUCUCUUCUGCUUAGUAAGAAUCCAUGCUAAGAUCGUUUAUAUCAAUGGAACCGAAGUUUUUAAUGAAAAGAUUUCAAGUCAUAAUGUGACGACGAAAUCACCGGUCCGAGCUUGGUACAGUGUCUUUAAUCCAAAGAAUAUUAGUAAUCAUUCUGGACAUCUGACCAUUGUCCAUCGGAAAGAGGAUGCAGAAGAAAAGGAGGUACGGAAGGAGGUGGAAAAGUUUCAGGAUCACGAUCAGGAGGAAUCCCAAAACGACACACUGGCGACAAGAUCAGCAAGGGCACUUGGCUUGUUUUACGUACAACGAAUCAUGACCGCACUGCACUUAAUGGCCCUUUUAGCAGGAAUUUAUCUCAUGAUAUUUGUUGUUGAACCAGUGGCUAUUCCCAACCGCUACCUCGCCCAGCAUUAUUUCGGAGUGCCUUGGCUUCCAGAACGAAGAACUAAUCCUGUUCAAUCAAAUCCCGCUCUAGAAACCAUUGCAGCUACGCUUCAAUAUCUCACAGAACCAACUGUUUUACAGCGGAAAGAUUCUGAGGUUUCGCAAAACAAAAGUCAAAGCAACUUUUAUAAUAUGAACAGGUCUGUGCCUUCCUAUCCAUUUUUGUUAUCCAACUAUAGUGAAAAGCCUCUCUCCCUGCAAGCUGCUCACAGUAAGUCCCCUGUGACAGUUACGAAACUCAACAGAACCACUGCCCAUCACUGGCACCACUGGUCUCCGCCGACUGUCAUAAGACAAAUACCGAAGGAAAUAAUAUCAAAUGGAACAGUUCGAUGGAGCUCUCUGAUUUCAAAAAAUGGCCAAAUCAUCAGAAAUGAAGCGAAGUCUUGGACAACUGGAAGUGUAAAAUCUGUACAUCGAUCAGAACUUGCCCACUGAAAUGGAACGAUUUUAUGUCGCUUAUUCGAAGAUCUUUGGCAGAGAAAUAAAGUCAAGAAUAAGAAAAGAAAACAGCUUUUAUUUUAGCACGUUAAUAGGAAAGGCAACCUCAAAGGAAAGAACCUUAGAGGAAAUUAGCAUUCUGUUUGUCUUAUUUUAUUGUUUUCCUCGAAAUCCAUCAGAAGAAAUUGAUGUUUUCUCAAUUAGAAUAUUUUUUUAACUCGGAUUAACAACUAGUCCCUCCUAACUUUUAGUUUAGCUACCAGUCUGUGAUAUUUAUUCUGUAAAUAUAUUUAUUUAUACACAAGGCUUAAAUCCGUAGCAAUAAUUUAUGGUGACUGUGAUAAUUGUCUUAACUACCUAAUUUAUUUCCCAAAUAAAAUAUUUAUAUUUUACAUAUUAAUAUUAUAACAGUGUGAUAUAUAUGUAUAUGGUUUUGAAAUACUUAUUCAUUUUGU
Messenger RNA from Argiope bruennichi, 1412 nucleotides. RefSeq lists its product as uncharacterized. The record is from RefSeq and is a predicted model, not a curated record. The transcript is spliced from 4 exons. The coding region runs from base 34 to 954 and encodes 306 amino acids. Lineage: Eukaryota; Metazoa; Arthropoda; Arachnida; Araneae; Araneidae.